GUGCAAAUAACUAAGAAUGUUGUAUUUGAAGGGUGCAAAGCAAAUAAAUCUAGUCCUAGUAGUCAUGAGUCAGCUGAUUAUUAGGACGAGUAGAAAGCGUAAAAGAAUUAAAAAAAAAAAAGAAAGAGAGAGAGAGAAAAGGAGAGGGCCCCAGCAGCAGCAAUGCAGUAUAGUUGCAACCUUGAAAACCCGAAUAAAACAGGCUGUGAUUGUUAACAUUACAACCCACCUUUCCUUUGAGAAUUUGAGAUCUCAUUCCUGACCUUGAAUCCCCACCCCCACUCAGGUCCUUCUCUCCUCUUUUCCUUCCAAUUCCAUUUUGUUUUAAUUAGCAGCAGAAGCAAGGAAGUUGGAUCCAGUUUCAUACAAUCAUCCCUAACAAAAAGCUGCUACGAGAAUGAGUUCCAUGUUCCAGCUGCAGAGCAAGCAAUCUCUUCCGCUUUCACAAGCCCAAACCCAACAGCCUGGAAUUCGCCGGAGGCUUUCUUCUCUCUCACUCAACCUCAAGAUCCAGCCCUCCUCUUCCCCCGCCGCCGAAUGGGCUCUCCGUCGCUCCAAAUCCAUUUCCUCCAUGGGAGAGUACGCCGGCAGUUCCAUCAGGAAGUGGUGGGUUUGGGGAUGGGACUGGAUCCUCUCCCGAAAGCCCACCUUCGCCACAGAUCUGGAGAUGAAUGAGGAAGAAACAGCCGUCCUGGGCACCCACAACAAGGGCAGCUGGCGCCACGUCUUUUACAAGGUCACCUCUCAGCUCCGCCGCAAGCUCGGUGGCGCCGAGAAUGUCGGACUCCCCCAGACCUGCCGGUACGAUUCCUUCAAUUACUCCAAAAACGGCAGGCCGGCCUCCCUCAUCCGCUAAGAUAUUAUAUUCUUCUCAUCCAUCCAUCCAAUAUUCCUCGCUCCAAUAAUAUUCUUUUGUAAUGCCAAUCUCCCUUUCGAUUCGAUUCCUUUCCUGGGUGCAAUACCAAUAGUAUAUGCAUACAAUUACGCGGUUCUGUAAAAUGGAACUAGUUCCAGAUCUUCACGGCGCAACGCAUCACAUGAAUUAGGCGAUCCUGAUCCUGAUCCACCUUGGCCAAUCGGCAUGAUCAAAUUCUCAUUUUGUGCGUGUGAUUGUUAUACGUACCUAGUAUAUGAAUUUGAAUUUGUAUGAUACUCUUGAAUGAAUGAUGAUUAUUUCAUUAUUUUUUGUUUUCUUUUUGUAAUUUGUGUUUGCUAUUUGUAGUUGUAUUUAAGCGAGCAAAUGUACAAUUAGCACCUUUUAUCUUAUAUUUGUUGGUGGGGAGAUGCACUUGUU
Sesamum indicum (sesame) is the source of this 1294-nucleotide messenger RNA. Lineage: Eukaryota; Viridiplantae; Streptophyta; Magnoliopsida; Lamiales; Pedaliaceae. The record is from RefSeq and is a predicted model, not a curated record.